Camelina sativa (false flax) is the source of this 737-nucleotide messenger RNA. The record is from RefSeq and is a predicted model, not a curated record. Lineage: Eukaryota; Viridiplantae; Streptophyta; Magnoliopsida; Brassicales; Brassicaceae.
AGGAGGUUGAUCCAUGUGAAGACUUGACAGAUGAUGAUAUACGGACUGCAAUUCAGAAUGCAACUGGUCCAAGAUCCGCAUUAUUUGUUCCAGAUGUACCAUUUGAAGUUCUUGUUAGGAGACAAAUAUCUCGUUUGUUAGAUCCUAGCCUUCAGUGCGCUAGGUUCAUUUUUGAUGAGCUAAUAAAGAUUAGCCAUAGAUGUAUGAUGAAUGAGUUACAGCGAUUCCCGGUCCUGAGAAAGCGCAUGGAUGAGGUUAUUGGGGAUUUCCUGCGAGAAGGUCUUGAACCCUCAGAAGCAAUGAUCGGGGAUAUCAUUGAUAUGGAGAUGGAUUACAUAAACACUUCACAUCCAAAUUUUAUUGGUGGAACCAAGGCCGUGGAAGUUGCAAUGCAACAAGUGAAAUCUUCGAGGAUCCCCCAUCCUGUGGCAAGGCCAAAAGACACAGUGGAGCCUGAUAGAACAUCUUCUUCCGCGAGUCAGGUGAAAUCUAGAACCUUUCUCGGCAGGCAAGCUAAUGGAAUUGUUGCUGAUCAGGGAGUUGUAUCUGCAGAUGCCGAAAAAGCUGCACCAGCUGCAAAUGCGAGUGAUACAAGGUGGGGUAUCCCUUCAAUUUUCCGAGGGGGUGAUACUCGAGCAGUAACUAAAGAUAACUUAUUAAACAAACAAUUCAGUGAUACUGUUGAGGAUAUGUCUCAUAACUUGUCGAUGAUCUAUCUAAAAGAGGAAGAAUAUUGA